This is a messenger RNA of Belonocnema kinseyi, 3035 nucleotides long. RefSeq names its product ubiquitin-like modifier-activating enzyme ATG7 (gene Atg7). Gene Ontology annotation, molecular function: Atg8 activating enzyme activity; Atg12 activating enzyme activity. Gene Ontology annotation, biological process: protein modification by small protein conjugation; piecemeal microautophagy of the nucleus; autophagosome assembly. The coding region runs from base 207 to 2300 and encodes 697 amino acids. NCBI's taxonomy places the organism in Eukaryota, Metazoa, Arthropoda, Insecta, Hymenoptera, Cynipidae. Gene Ontology annotation, cellular component: phagophore assembly site; cytoplasm. The transcript is spliced from 9 exons. The record is from RefSeq and is a predicted model, not a curated record.
CCCCUAGUGAUUCAGUAAAAACAGUGAAUAUAGUGCAGUGUUAUGUGAUAAGAGUGACUUUUAUUGUUAAUUUGCAACAAUAUAGAGCAUUGCAUAUAAACAUAACACAUGAUUGGAACAAAAAGUAUUUCUUGUAAAAAUAUUUUGUAUUUUCUAUUAAAUCGUGAUAGAAAGCUGUACCUGAAUUAACAAAUUAAUCACGAAGAAUGGCAGACAAUGUGGUGAAAUUUUCUAAGUUGAGGUCUGCUACAGAAUCUAGUUUCUGGGCAAAAUUCUCUGAACUGAAGAUUGACAAGUUUAAGUUGGAAGAUAAAAUAGAUAUACCUUUAUGGGGAAGUUACAGUUUGGAUGAUCAUCAAUCAAAUCCAUUGUUUUUGGAUUAUACGUCUUUUAAUGAAAAUCUUGAAACAACAUCACACGAUAAAGCCAUCGCCUGUAAUGGUUUCAUGCUCAACACCAAUACCUUCGAGUUGUUCAAACAAACAGACCCUGAGAAAUUUAUAGAUUUGCUAGGAAAAUACUUGAUCGAAGCAAUAACAAGUGGAACUGCUAUUAAAGAACCAUGGAGGCUUUCUUUAUUCCUCAUGCUUUCUUUCUCUGAUUUAAAAAAGUACAAAUUUUAUUACUGGGUGGCACAUCCGACUCCGUAUAAUCUGCCUGAAACUUAUUAUCAGCGGAAUCCAAUGCCAAUUUGUGAUGAAUUCACUUCUAGUCAAAUUGAGGAAAUGCAAGCAGGGUUUUUACAAUUAGACAGUAAAUCCAAAUCUUUCUUCUCUGUCUUUGUGUCGACUGAAAAUAAUAGUUUAAAAAUAACUAGUCUAGCAGAAGGAAUAGAAUUCGUGCAAAGUCUGAACCUAGAUAGUAAAAAAUCGGAAAACAACUGUAAUAUCUAUUUUUCAUUUUAUGACCCCUGUGGAAACUUAGCUCCAGGUUGGCCUCUUCGAAAUUUGCUUUGUCUACUUUUCUGGCACGCUCCAAAUUUCAGUUUUCAUAGUUCGAUCAACUUUCUCUCGAUAAGGGGAAGCGAUCUUCAAAAAUCUAUCAUUUAUACCUUAAUAUCUAAAGUACACGAAGAUGUGGAAUCUGUGAGGAAAUCUAUUUUGGAGGGUCGAUUUGUGGGUUGGGAAUCGAAUGCGAAUGGAAAAAUGGGACCUAAUAUUGCAGACUUGUCAGAUGCAAUGGACCCUAUAAAGUUAUCAAGCAGAGCAGUCAACCUAAAUCUGAAACUGAUUAAGUGGCGUCUAGUUCCUGAAUUAGAUCUCGAAAAAAUCAGUGGACUUCGGUGCCUUCUUCUGGGUGCUGGAACUCUUGGUUGUUCUGUCGCUCGAGUUUUGCUUGGCUGGGGAGUUCACACAAUAACUUUCGUAGAUAAUUCCGUUGUGUCUCAUAGCAAUACUGUAAGACAGAGCCUGUAUACUCAUGAAGAUGCUGUCAAACGUAGACAUAAAGCAGAAGCUGCGAAGGAGGCUUUAAUCAAAAUUCAACCCAGUUUGAAUGCAGAGGGUGUAGUUUUGCAAAUACCAAUGCCUGGUCACGUGGUGGGAAAAAGUAUGAUGGAGUCGACAAAACAAGCCUUAAUAAAAUUGGAGGAGUUGUAUGCCAAACACGAUGUGGUUUUUCUUCUUCUGGAUUCGCGAGAGGCUAGAUGGUUGCCUACCGUUUUAUGCGCAGCAAUUAACAAAAUAGCAAUCAAUGCUGCACUCGGUUUUGAUUCGUACACAGUACAACGCCAUGGGACCCGUAAUUCACAAGAAGUUUUGACCCCGGAUUUAAUGGUGCAAAAUCCCACUGGAAAAGACCUCGGCUGUUAUUUCUGCAAUGAUAUAACUCAACCUGGAAAUUCACAAACUGAUAGAACUUUGGAUCAACAAUGUACGGUUAGUCGACCGGGAUUGUCUUACAUUGCAUCUGGACUUGCAGUCGAACUUCUAGUCGCCUUGACUCAGCAUCCUGACGAAACUGAAGCGGCGGCUUUGAUGGAUGAUAGUAAGGAUCAAGGUCGCUCAAAUAAAAAUAAUUCAAGCAUCGGUUUAUUGGGCGGAAUUCCUCAUACGAUUCGUGGAUCGCUCUGGGGUCACGAAAUGCGAUUAACAAUCACUCACCGGUUUCCUUCAUGUACUGCUUGCUCUUAUCCUGUUAUCAAUGAAUACAAAGAGAGAGGAUUUUCAUUUGUCCUUGAUGCCUGCAAUGAACCAAAUUAUCUUGAAAAAUUAGCUGGCCUUGAAGAUUUGUUAAAACGCCCAGAUUUAGACGAAUUCUGCUAUGCGCUCGACUCAAGCGAUGAAGAGGAAAACUCGUGAGAAGGAAUCAAAAGAAACCAAAGCUUUUUUUAAAUAUCAGUUUUGAUCAAUUACUUGCAUUCAAAGGCCUGCUGCGAAGUGUAUUAAAAAAUCGACAUGGUGUCUAACAGUAUUGAAAAAUAGUUUGCAGUCAAUCACAGAAGAAAUUUUUUUACAUUUUAUAUUAGGUAAUUUUCAGUAGUGAGGGCUAUGAAGACGGAUGCGUUUAUUUUUAUUGCCAUUUUAUUAUUAAAGGUAAGGUUAUUAAAAUUAGGAUAAGUUAGCUGUUUUGAUUUCAUUUCUAACUAGGAGACUUCAAUCAGUGAUCUCUUGGAAGGAACGAAUUUUUAUAUUAUUUUAUACAAAUUUUCAUUUUAUAAUAUAUUUCAAAGUCGUAUUAUAUCCUUAUACUUACAUUAAGUGCAAUGGAUUUUAUAAUAUAAAUUUCCAGACCAGGAUUAACGUACACAUUUUAAGCAAUUUUGUUAUUGCUAGUUUUAAUUGCAAGAUUUCAGAUAAUUUUCUUAUAAAUGUAGGGAUAUAAAUUCAGUUUAUUUUGAUGUAAAGCAUUAUGCUUUGUUGAAAAUUGUCUAAGAAUCGGACAAGACUUAUAUUUUAGAUAUGUAUUUAUUAAUGUUGUUUAUUCUGAAUGCAUUUAUUGCAUUUGUGUAAUUGCUCGUCACGUCCGCUUUAUACGUAUUUUAAAAGUUUUAUUAAAUUCAUUAGAUAGCAUUUUAUAAUAUUUCGUACGGCAGG